Messenger RNA from Sphaerulina musiva SO2202, 2591 nucleotides. Its product is annotated as C-3 sterol dehydrogenase/C-4 decarboxylase family protein. Gene Ontology annotation, molecular function: 3-beta-hydroxy-Delta5-steroid dehydrogenase (NAD+) activity. Lineage: Eukaryota; Fungi; Ascomycota; Dothideomycetes; Mycosphaerellales; Mycosphaerellaceae. Gene Ontology annotation, biological process: steroid biosynthetic process. Bases 30 to 1187 code for a protein of 385 amino acids. The record is from RefSeq and is a predicted model, not a curated record. The transcript has 2 exons.
CACUGCCACUGCCACUGCCACUGCCACACAUGGCUGGAUCAAAUGCGCCCAAAAUGCGGUCGCUGGGCCAUGUGCUGGUGACGGGCGGCGCAGGCUUUCUCGGCAACCACAUUGUCAAGAUGUUGGCGGAGCGCAAUGCCUGCGACCGCAUCACAGUCCUCGAUCUCAGACCGCCCACGGCACCCAUCGCCUCCGUCGAUUACCAGCAGGGCGACCUGACCGACUACGAGCAAAUGCGCCCCUUAUUCGACGCGGGUCACUUCGACGCCGUCAUCCACACAGCCAGUCCUGUCAUGACUGCCAGCAAGAACCGCGAGGUCAUGCGCAAGGUCAAUGUGGAGGGCACCAGAGUCCUGCUGCGAGCCGCCCAAGAGACGGGCGUGCGUGCUUUUGUCUACACCAGCUCCGCCUCUGUCAUUCACGACACGCAGAGCGACCUGGUCUAUGCCGACGAGACUUAUCCAUUGAUCAUGGGCAAGCAGCAGCCCGAAUACUACACCACGACCAAGGCCGAGGCGGAGCUGCUCGUCCUGGCUGCGAACCGCUCUCCGCAGUAUCCCCAUUUGCUCACCGCUGCGAUGCGUCCUUCGGGCAUUUUCGGCGAGGGCGACGUGCAGGUCCUCCCGCCUGGCCUGAGCGCCUACUACAAGGGCCAGACGAAAGUCCAGAUCGGCUCAAACGAAAAUCUCUUCGACUUCACUGAAGUCACCAACGUUGCGCAUGCCCACCACCUCGCCACUGCCGCUCUCCUUGCUACUGCCGAUCGAGACGCCCAGGGACUCGCUCCUCCCCUGGAUCACGAGAGAGUCGACGGCGAAGCCUUCUUCAUCACCAACGAUGCUCCAGUGUACUUUUUCGAUUUUGCACGCAUGUGCUGGGCAGCCGCUGGGGACACGACUCGACCCGAACAGGUGUGGAUCCUGUCCAAAGACGUCGGCUUGUUUCUGGCCACAUUAAUGGAAUGGAUCUUCUUUCUGUUCCGGCUGGGGAAACCCAACUUGACGAGGCAGCAAGUGCGGUACACGUGCAUGACGAGGUACUACAACAUCGAGAAAGCCAAGAAACGGCUCGGAUAUGCUCCGCUCGUGGGUCUGCAGGAGGGGAUCAGGCGAGGGGUGGCAGAUGCGUUGUACCGAGGCGUCGUCGUGGGCCAGCCGCAGGAACUCAAAGGCAAGAAGCUACAAUGACGUGUAGCCACGCCUCAAAUCGGAUCACCAUCACCAUAUCUCCCCGUUUGCACCAGAUACACCAAAUGGCACUAAUAUGAAUGAACCUGUGGGCAUGACAGUCACACACGCAGGGGUUUUGUUCGGUUCACUUCAGACUUGUUUUGGGGAGAACGUCAUUCGUACAUUACAUUUCCUCUCACACCUCAUGUCUAUCGUAAAUUCCUACAGGGUCCUACUGGAUUGUUACCACAUUUUUCUUCGCCUCUCUAAUUGCGCCGAGAUGAACGGUACCCCUUAGCAGGACCAACACCAUUCUCGACAAAGAAGUCGAGAAUCGUCUUGUACGUUUGCGGAGCGGAAUACUCUAGGUUGAGGCCGUGACCGGCGCGGGGAAUGAUGGACACCUUGAAGGGGCUCGCGUUCUUGAACAUGGCUUUGGAUGUCUAAAUAUCAUCAAGACGGGUGAGCAAAUGCACAAUGUGAAAAGAAAAAGGUUUUUUCGUUUCAACAACUUCAGAGAGUCGGAAUGGAAAAAACAUACCUCAGGGAUGCUAGAGAAGCCGGUGGGAGCUGCAAGGCAAUUUCCACCACAGAAGGGCACGUCACGUUCGCCAGUGAUGAUGUGGACUGGUGCCUUGAUCUAGAAGGGUCAACCAAAGUCAGCAAUUCGGUUCCCUAAGGUAGAACUCGGGAAAUUUCGUUGUCUUACCAUGUUUGGAGCGGCAGCAGCACCUCCAAUGGUGAGCAGCUCACCCAUCGUCACAGGCUGGCCGGUAGCGUAUGCGAAUGGAAGAAUGGCCGGGUCGAACUCGUGGGGAGAGAAGAAGUUGAUGUGCACGCCUUGCUCCGAAGCAGGAGCGAGAUAACCGCGAGGCAGAGUUGCAAACUGCGGGUAGACUUGGGCUCCGCGGAAGUUGCCUCCGAGCAAGAAUUGCGAGAGGAAAGAGCCAUUUUGAGCGAAGCCGGUCAGACCCAGACCAUCGGAAAUGCUGGGGUAUUGCGCACUGAGCACGUAAGAUUGCACCGAACCGAACGAGUGGCCGACAUGAAGCACUUUGGCGAACUUGGCUGCGCCGGGAAUCGUGCCCGCUCGCAACUUGUCCGUGAGGGCCUUGAGGGCUGCGACUUCGAGGAGCACUUGGAUCUCGUUGACGGCGUCUCCCUUGGACGACAUGCCGAUGCCCAGACGGUCGUGGCUCAGAGUGGCAUAGCCGUAGUGGUCCACGGCUUGGUUGACGUAGCUGUAGUUGUAGUUGUUGUAUCUGGAAAAAAAGUAGCUGUCAAACGUGUCAGUAUAUGGCUCCGUUGAUCACACUCUGUCUCGGAUAUAUAGGUAUGUAUAUAUAUGCAUACCUGCGGUCAAAGCCAAUGCCGUGGGUGAGAACCUGGACCACAUUGGGAGCUCCGUUGUCUGGGGCGCAG